Messenger RNA from Rhipicephalus microplus (southern cattle tick), 666 nucleotides. RefSeq names its product neprilysin-1. Gene Ontology annotation, molecular function: metalloendopeptidase activity. Gene Ontology annotation, cellular component: plasma membrane. Lineage: Eukaryota; Metazoa; Arthropoda; Arachnida; Ixodida; Ixodidae. Gene Ontology annotation, biological process: protein processing. The record is from RefSeq and is a predicted model, not a curated record.
AUGGAGCUGCAGUCAGGCUGCCCUGCUGGGUGCCUGGCCAAAUUGUCAAACAAGGCUAAUUGCUUCAUCGUCAUCGCUGUCCUUGCCUUCGUGGCCAGCGGAGCCUUCGCCCAGAAGGUUGAAGGACGAACUCUAGUGGGACCUGGACUCGGAGGCUACGGCUACGGCGCCGGUCUUAGGCCCGGACUCGUCGGCGCGGGGCUUGGAGGUGCAGGUUACGGAGCGGCUGGCCUCGGCGGUUACCGCAGACCCGGUUUCAUUGGUGCACCAGUAGGAGGUGCAGGUCUCAUUGGCGCCGGUGGUCUUGGAUACGGCGGGCUUGGCUACGGUAGCGGCCUCGGCUAUGGAGGUGGCUACCAGUCCGGCUACGGCUCUCUGGCGGGAGGCCACCUCGGAGGAUAUCGAGGGGGUGCUGCCGGCUUCAACCAGGGAUCAGCGGGUUUCGCAGGUGGUGCUGCCAACAGACACGUCAACGCUUACAACAACAACCGAGGUUACAGUCACACCUCGGGCUUUUCGUCAUCUGGCAGCAAUACUUUCGGCUCCGGACACAGGCAGAGUUCAGCCGGUUUUGGGGGUGGAGCUGCUGGCCACCAGGGAGGAUAUGGACACUCCGGGUAUGGUCAGCAUGCCGGCGCUGGUCUCGGUGGUGGAUACCUUGGCUAA